GCGACCAGCUGAGCUGUUUAUCCCUUCAGGAAAGUGUGUCUGGCUUAGUGACGACACUUCCCCCGCUCGCCUUUCGUCCAGAACUUUUUUUUUCCUUCUCCACACUCCAGGACGCAGGGAAUUUAACUUUUUCCUUCUCCCCCCCUUUUCUUUUUUCUCAGUUAAAAAAAUAAAACUCCAGCAUGUCGCCGCCGUCUCGACGGCUUCAGACGAAGCCCGUGAUUACCUGCCUGAAGACUUUCCUUAUCUCCUACAGCCUUAUUUUCUGGGUCACAGGCGUCAUCCUGCUGGCCGUUGGCGUGUGGGGGAAGGUGAGCCUGGAGGCCUACAUCGCCCUGGUUGCCGAGGAGAGCACCAAUGCACCAUAUGUCCUCAUCGGGACCGGAGCCAUCAUCGUUAUAUUUGGACUAUUCGGCUGCUUUGCUACGUGCCGUGGCAGCCCGUGGAUGCUCAAACUGUAUGCCAUGUUUUUGACCUUGGUCUUCCUGGCUGAGCUCGUGGCAGGAGUCUCAGGCUUUAUUUUCAGGCAUGAGAUCAAGGCCAAACUGGGCACCGCCUAUCAAAAGGCAGUGCAAAACUACAACAGCACGGAGGGAGGCAGGGAUCUAGUGGACAACAUACAGAAGACGCUUCAUUGCUGUGGGAUUAAUAAUUACACGGACUGGAACAAUACAGAGAACGGCAUCCCCACCAGCUGCUGCAAAGUUGCUGCCAAGUGCUCACCAGACAUUCUGAAGGAUUUUGUGAAGGCUGGGGAUGAGGUUUACACAACGGGCUGCUUUGCACUGGUGACCAGCACAAUGGAGGACAAUCUGGGAAUAAUUGCUGGGAUUUCUUUUGGAAUUGCAUUCUUCCAGGUCAUUGGGAUAUUCCUGGCCUGCUGCUUGUCUCGAUAUAUCACCAACAAUCAGUAUGAGAUGGUCUAACAGUCACCUUCCACUGGUCACUGAUGAGCCGCUCCUGGUGCAAACUGAGUUGGGAUUUUAAUGUUUUGUGUUUGUGUUAUUUUCAUGGCAUUUUAGAGAAGGGAAAACACUCACCGCUUCUUCUUUUACUCAAUCUCACAGAAGGGGAAAAAUGUCUGAGGGACAUCAAAAAGGGAGAUUACCUAAAACGUAGUGUAACCAAAAAAAACGAUCAGAACAUUUCACAGGUCAUUUGUUAUUUCUGGGAGUAUUUAUGUUGUGCGUUAGUGUCACUUUUUUUUGAUUUAAUUAAUUUGUCAACACUUUCAUGUACUGUUUUGCAGUUGCCUUAUUUUGUAAUUUUGCUAGUAGCCUGUAGCUGAGCAGAUGAAAUGUAGAUGAUAAUCUGUUAACGUUAAACUUCUGUGUAUCUUUAUGUGAAACCUAUAUAAGCCCAAGAAAUUGACAGGAGGUCGGCAUCCUGAAAUCAAUUGUACACAGUUUAUAGGAGUUGUGUGGGAAAACGAGCCUUACCAAUCAUGUGAUGAAGUCCCGUUCAAAGCUUGCGUUCAUGUGUGCCAACUACAGCCGGCUUCUUACGAUUUUCAGUGAUAGUGUUAUUCUUGUGUGGAUGCAUGUGAAAUACUUGAAAAUAAAAGAUGAGAUCCAGUGUUUCUGA
Messenger RNA from Archocentrus centrarchus (flier cichlid), 1584 nucleotides. RefSeq names its product tetraspanin 6 (gene tspan6). The record is from RefSeq and is a predicted model, not a curated record. Lineage: Eukaryota; Metazoa; Chordata; Actinopteri; Cichliformes; Cichlidae. The coding region runs from base 183 to 926 and encodes 247 amino acids. Gene Ontology annotation, cellular component: plasma membrane. The transcript has 8 exons.